GCCGAGAAGAAAGACUGCACAACCUAUUGACGGAAACACUCCAAUUGAUACUGUCUAGUGGUGCAGAGGCUCUUAGUAAAAACAAUCUGCGGUUGAAUUUCCCUCAGUUCUUUCUGGUUGUUUUAUUAUAUUUUAUUUUGAUUUAUUGUUUUACAUUUGACUGAAGGAUAUGUACCGAAACGACGUCAGACAAGAUUGACAAGUUUAUAUAUCGCCUAUUGUUAAAAAAUGUCCAAUAUAUUGCAUGCGGCAGCUAAAGUGAAAUGGAAUCAGUCAGCUGCAGCAAAACGAGCCGCUAUUCUUGUGGCGGCCGCUUAUGGGGUGAAAACGUUGUAUCCUGUCAUUUGCAAGCAGAUCAACAGAAGACCCGACCAUAAGAAGACAGAACCCCUCAAAACUGAAGAACAAAAUGGAUUAAUAUUGCCAGGAACGACGGACGUAACGCCAAACAGGUCUCCUGGAGUAAAUGCCGAGUUCUUCAAUCAGAUACUGGAACUUGUAAAAAUCCUCUUUCCAAAGCUUAUCACCAAAGAGCUCGGAUUGCUUUGCUUACAUUCUGUCGCCUUGAUAUCGAGGACAUUCUUGUCCAUUUAUGUGGCAGGGUUAGACGGUAAAAUCGUGAAGACAAUAGUAGAGAAACAACCAAGAAGCUUCGUCAUCAAAUUGAUGAAAUGGCUCCUUAUAGCCAUACCGGCCACGUUUGUCAAUAGCGCAAUACGUUUUUUGGAGUGCAAGCUUGCUUUGGCCUUUCGCACUCGGUUAGUCGAUCAUGCAUAUAAAACGUAUUUCACAGACCAGACUUACUAUAAGGUUAGCAAUAUGGAUGGGAGACUUGCGAACCCAGACCAAUCCCUUACAGAGGACAUCAUGAUGUUUUCGCAAUCGGUUGCACAUUUGUACUCUAACCUUACAAAACCCAUUUUGGAUGUGAUGCUUACUUCUUACACCCUGAUUCAAACUGCAAGAUCAAGAGGGGCCAACGCCUCCGGCCCGACCCUGCUGGCAGGUCUCGUCGUGUAUGCCACAGCUAAGGUUUUGAGAGCCUGCUCGCCAAAAUUUGGGAAACUGGUGGCGGAGGAGGCACACAGAAAGGGUUACUUGCGUUACGCACAUUCACGCAUCAUUGCCAACGCCGAAGAGAUCGCCUUUUACAGGGGACAUAAGGUAGAGAUGAAACAACUGCAGAAAUGUUACAAGGCCCUUGCUGAACAGAUGAACCUUAUUUUGUCUAAGCGGCUCUGGUAUAUUAUGAUAGAGCAGUUCCUGAUGAAGUAUGUCUGGAGUGGGAGUGGCUUAGUUAUGGUGGCAGUACCCAUUAUCACCGCAACUGGUUUUGCUGAUAACGAGCUGGAAGAUGGCCAAACUCAAGUUUUAGUGAGUGAAAGAACUGAAGCCUUCACAACAGCACGUAAUCUCCUGGCAUCUGGUGCUGAUGCUAUAGAGAGAAUCAUGUCUUCCUACAAAGAGGUCACUGAACUGGCUGGCUAUACAGCUCGCGUACACAACAUGUUUUUGGUUUUUGAUGAAGUGCAGAAAGGAAUAUACAAGCGUUCCACUGUUACAGCUCCAUCUGACAACGAAGGUGCAGCCAGACCUGAGAUGCAUAUUGAUGGUCCUCUUGAGAUCAAAGGAAAUGUUAUUGAUGUAGACAAAGGGAUUGUGUGUGAAGAUGUCCCAAUUAUCACACCAAAUGGUGAUGUCGUCGUUUCCUGUUUAAAUUUCAAAGUAGAAGAAGGAAUGCAUCUACUAAUCACAGGCCCUAACGGUUGUGGGAAGAGCUCUCUGUUCAGGAUUCUGAGUGGCCUCUGGCCAGUGUAUGGUGGAGUCUUGUACAAACCCUCACCACAGCACAUGUUCUACAUUCCACAAAGACCUUAUAUGUCAGUUGGGACUUUGCGGGAUCAAGUCAUCUAUCCUGACUCAAUGGAAGACAUGCGUGAGAAAGGCUACAGGGACCAGGACCUGGAGGUCAUUCUGGAUAUUGUCAAUUUGAACCAGAUAGUUACAAGGGAAGGGGGAUGGGAUGCUGUUAUGGACUGGAAGGAUGUUCUGUCUGGUGGAGAGAAACAGAGAAUGGGGAUGGCACGCAUGUUUUAUCACAAGCCGAAAUAUGCUUUGUUAGAUGAGUGCACAAGUGCUGUCAGCAUUGAUGUGGAGGGGAAAAUAUUUCAGGCUGCAAAGGAUGCUGGGAUAUCCUUGCUCUCUAUAACACACAGACCAUCUCUGUGGAAGUACCACACUCACCUCCUGCAGUUUGAUGGUGAAGGAGGGUGGCGUUUUGAACAGCUGGACACAGCUACUCGACUUUCCCUUACAGAAGAGAAACAGAGGCUGGAAUCUCAGCUUGCUGGUAUUCCCAAAAUGCAACUGAGACUGAAUGAACUGUGCAAGAUUUUAGGGGAGGAUUCUGUUCUCAAAACUACUGAUAAUGAGAAAUAACUUCGUUCUCCUGUGCAAGCAAAGGAUAACGAAGGAAAAUUGGAACACGUGUAAAUGGUAUUCUUUAUAAAAUUAGUAUUAAUUGAUCAAUGUGCAUUACAUUAUUUUGGUUUUUCAGUUAGAUGUGUUUCUUUUUUCAAAAAUAGCAACACAGUAGGAUUUCUUCAGAAAUCAAGUAACUGAAGGCUAAGGAAAGCCACUUCAGAAAUGUUUUGAGCAAUGUGAUAACAAAAGCAGAAAUGUUUUUAGCACUUUACUACAACUAAAUUAGGUUGUUUCCUAAAAUAGUAUUUAAUUCAAUUUUAUUAUUUUAGCAAAAUAUUGUGAGAUUUAUGAGCCACUCUUCUUUGCUUAGAGGACAUUUUAACUUGUUUUGUAUUUUUAAGGAAUGCAGUUUUAACUAGAUAAAGCUUUCAUGUAAGGUACGGUAAUUAUUUUUCUUUUUGUAUUUGCCAUUUGUAACAAAUGUUUACAUCUGAGCUCAGAGAUCUUUGAUUGAAAUAGUGUGUUUAUGCAAAACAUAAAUGCCUUCAUUUACUUACUAACCAUUAUACUUUUGUGCAAACCUUAAUAACUCUAUGACUCUAUUUACGUAACACCGUGAUCUCAAUCACAAGUAAAAAUUAAAAAAUAUUUGAAGAGUGAAACAAUCAAAUAUCGAUUUACUUUUUUAUGCUAGCGUAAAGAGGCAAAAACAAGUAAAAAGGACGUUAUUUGUAGUUUAAUUAAUUCCAAAAUAAAUGGAAAAACUCCAAUAGUUACUGUAGAUGCAGCAAGUAUUCUUUAAGAAGGAACAAAGGAUUCCUCUGAAUAAAGGAAAUCCAGAUCCUUGUACACUACAGCAGUGUGGAUAUGAAGCAGGGUAAUGUUAUUUACAAUUUUGUUAACAGACGUAUGAUUGCUUUGAUAUGAUUUGGGUUACUCAGUAGAGUAAUGUCUUUGACAUAUUCAAAUUCUGCUUCAAUUCACAGUAAUGUGGUCCCAAAUUUACCCCCAUUUGCAAAGAAAACAUUUUCUUUCCCUAAAUAAAUCUGAUAACUAGAAAAAAUCACAUAAGAUUAACUUAAGAGUGAUCCUUCCCCUGAAUUACCUCCGUUAGAUGAAAUAUGUCUGUUUCCACUGUUUUCAGCUCAGCAACUAAAAUUACCUCACACCCAGAAUGUUUAAUGAUGAUAACUAACAUUUUUGUUCUUAGGUAAGGAGUGAGUAUUAAGAAAUGAUAAUGAGUAAUUUAAGAGCAGACCAAAGUGCAAAUAACAUAUUAAGUAUGUGAAUAAUGGUCACUAUGUUUUCUCUGAGUGGGCAGUUUUAAUAACAAUCUAUUGUUCAGACAAUGCAGUUCAAUAGCUGAUUACUUUUUAACUAGAUAUGAUUAUAACCUUGCAGGUACAGAGUUAAGACAGUGUAGGCAUACACUUUUUCAAAGUUUUUAAAGUCUUUAAAGCAUUUAUUAUUGCAUUACUAAAGGUCUCUUCAUGCCACAAAAAAGGACAAAAUAAAAUUUGAUUAAGUUUUCAACAGAUGUGAACUAAGCCAUUGUUGGCAACCAAAUAUUCAUGUGGGACAUAUUUCAAAAUUAUUGUUACAUAACCAUCAUUGUGGGCCGGAGUCAGCAACUGAUAGGAUCUAAUAUCUGGACUCAUGCAAUUUUUAUUUGUUUCUAGAGGGUAAUCAUUAUAAUAACUGCAUAUACAGUAUGUAGAAUGUUUCAUCCCAAAGGACCCUGAAGCAUUUUAUAUACUGUAUAGGAGUGGAUCCACAUCAUCGUCCACUGAAAUGGAACAUUACACAGGAAAUCCAGUGGAGAAGGGAGAAAUUGCCUCAUCAGUUGAAUUAAGUAAGAACGUAAGGAAAGCUGGAAUGUGCAAGCCCAGAGUGGAAUUUAGCCAGGACUAAUGGUAGUAGAGUUUGACCUUGGCCUCCCUCAAGCCUACUCUUCUGAUGGUACUGGAGCUGCGGUAAUCAAACAUUUCCUUGGUUUUGCACAUACAGUAGCCUGUAUCUCUGCUAUUUAUUAGUUUGAGCCACUGUCCAGAGAAGCCUGGGACCUUCUUUCAGUUUGUUUCCACCAAGUGUUCAAAUAAGAAGGGCUCUGACUCUUUCCCCUUUUAAGUGUAUUAAAUUUACAUAAUGUGACUUCCAGAAUGUUCUAUACUGCAGACUAAGUUACAUAACUUAUUAGAACAUUCUAAUUUUGAAAAAAAUGAAGAACAAAUAGCAUUUUCCAAUACUAAAAAGGGUAAUUGUAUUAUGUAGAAAUGCUGAUGGUUUACAAACAUAAAAACAAAUAAAUUCCCUGUAUACACUGCAAUGUUACAAAUCUACUUUUCUUCCCAUAAAAAGCACAAAAAUAUAACUCAGUGACAUUUUUAAAGUAUAAUGAGGUGCUGCUUAGGUGCUUGAUUUGUUGUAUAUCUGAUUUCUUUUAAAGUGAAUCUGUUGCAUUUUCCUUAAAUAACUGACACUGCUUGAACAGCUAUGCAAAUUGCACAACUGUGAAAUUAAGAAAAUUAAAGGUAGGACAAUUGUAAUAAAAAGGUACAAGUUGCUGCAUUAUCAAUGGUAUGCUUACAAAUAUCUUAGUAUAUUUGUAAGCAUCCUCAAAUAAUACAGUACAUCUCCAAUAUUUUCCAUGAUCAUAAUAUUUUCAGGUGAAAGUAGUAACUAGUAGAAAAGAUUACAAUAGGGUCUCAACAGCUGCAAAUUAAAAAUUCAUUCACUUACGCUUUGGUCUGGCUGCUUAUAUGGAAGAAGAGUAGAGCAGAUGAGCUGAAGGUUGUUAGCAGCAACUUACAAAUUAGUGCAACAGACUAGGAUCAUGAAUUUUAUUUAGCUAGUGAGUCUCUCCCUGCUGCCUGCCCAAAUACCCACUAUCUAGUAUUCUCAUCUCAUCUCGUCUCAAACCCGUAAUGAACACUCCAGGUUGUGUCGUCAGUAUGGGUAAUGACAACCUGAAGACGACUUUAUAGGCUCACUGAUAGAUUUCUUGCCGUUUCUGUUACAGGAGGGCAUGCUAAUCACAGUGGCAGAGAGACUGUGAAAGCUGGAUACAGAGGAGGGAUUUGUGUUAUUUUAGCUGAUUACUAUUCAUUUGUGAUUACUGUGAUCAAUGUUUUUUAAAUUAACUUAAGGCCAAAGCAUUGGUGCUUUAAUUACCAUAUAAAUCAAGGUCACAUAUGUCUUUUAAAUCAUACAUACUAUACUAUAGUAUGUUAUGCAAUGGUAAAGAGUUGGACUUAUUUAGUCAUAUACAGUAAUAUUCGGUCGGAUAUUCGAUUCGGUCAUAUCCGAAUUUGGCAAUUAGUGAAGGUUCUCUUUACCGAACCCCUGCUAAUGUUGAGACCCUACUGUAAUUAAUGCAAGUAUAUUUUCGGUUUGCAUGCUGAGCAAGUCAGUCAUGAGUCCAGGUGAUUCUUGGAGCUGCUGCUGUUUGAAGGCUUCUGCAUGAUUCUUCUGCAGAGAUGUCUUUGGCUAUCCUUCUGGAAUACAUUUUUUUCAUAUUGCUAUCAUUUCGUAAGGGCUUCUUGGCAUUUUCCCAGCCAAUGGGGAUGCACUUGGGUAUUUUCUUUGUCCACUUAUGAUCCACACUACUUUUUGCCCAGCCCAUUUACACUUUUUUAGUUUUCUGUCUCUUCAUAUUAUUCCUGGCAUACAUCUUUCUGCAUUUCUUUGGGUUUUCUGUAGGUUCUUUAUCACGUUUGUGUUCAUGGCCUAGGUUUCAAAUCAAUACCCUCCUUUCGAUGCACAAAAAAGCAAUUUGUCUUUUAGUGACACAAUCUUCUAAAACCACUUAAGUGCUUUAUAAAAUAGGUGUCCAUUGUUGAGUUUGUUGAGCAAGCUGUCUCUCCCUUGGCUAGAAAUAUUUCUACCAUUGUAUGUAUGUGUUCUUAUCACUACAGUAUCUAGUUCUACAACCUGGAUCUUCAUGGCCCUCUUUGCUUUCAUGCACAUCCAGCCACAGCCUGUGUUGUUGACAUUCCACUCUCAGGGGAAUUAGAGACGUGAUUUUGUUUGUGUCAAUACUGCUGGCAAGAGCAAUGAUACAACACUGGCCAAACCUUUGGUGAGUUACUCCUUCUGGAUUAACCAGGUACCUAACUCAGAUGUUUACAGUAUGGGUAAACCAGCAAGAAUCCCAGGGUUUCUCUGUAGUUCUUCUCUUGCCACUUUUUUGAUACAGUAUGUUGACAAAGAGCUAGCAGGAUCUUAUGGAGGAAUUAUAUAAAAGUAUAUAAAUCAAGGUUUGAAGAUUGUUGCAAUAUAAGAUUACUAAAUAUAAGGCUCACUUCUGCUUAAAAUUACAUGCUUUUAGAUUUCAGUUAAUAGUAAAAUAGUAAAAUCUUGCCAAUUCAUUAAAAUUAUGUUUUGGGGUGAUUAGAAGUCCUUAAUAUUACAGGUGCUGUUCCCUUGUGUAUACAUUUGGAUCCUCAGCCGUGCAAUAAUAUGUAGUUUUAAAAUGGGUUUAUUACUGGUCAAAGAUGAUAUAAAUAAUUGUUUUAAAUAAGCAAUUACAUUGUUUUAGUUGAUUCCCAUAAAUAGAGUGAAUGAACUGGCAGACAUUAUGAAUGCUCUUGCAGUGAAUGAGAGUGGCUAAAGUCAUACCCUAACAAACCUUCUCCAAAACAAAAACUCAGGUGUCUGAAUGGUGAUUGUUAAUGUUAUGCUGUAGACAUUCAUGUGUUCAGUAAACACCCAGUGAACUGCUGUCUGUCUUGGACUGUUAUACAGUGAAUUUUUAGUUUUAGCAAUGUCAUAUGUAUGUUAAGUCGAGAUUCUUAUACUUAAAAAAAUAUUUCCUGUAUUGUUUUUUCUAUUCUAGGUUGGAUAAGGAUUUAUAAUGUUUACGUGAAACAGUGUCUGAAUUUGUUAUAACUGUAUUGUGAUAUAGAGUCUAUAGAUUUUAGUGUAACAAGAAGUGCUUUGCUGGUGAUGCACCUGUGGUUAGGGUGAUUAGCUAUAUUUAUUAGUUCUUCUGUCACCCACUCAUUUGUCUCCCAAAUCAAUCCAAUACAAUAUGCCCAUUGCACACUGAACAGUUUGAAUGGUUUGGAGUUCCCCGAUAUGUCUAGUUUUGAAUUGAUAUGAAUUUUUCUCACAGAUUGAUUGCCUUAGGGACAUAAGGAGUUCUGCAGGUGGAAUACUGUGUCCAUUUGACCUCAGAUCUGCAGUUGCAGUAACUAUUGCAUAAAAUUUACUUAACAGUUGCUGGUUUAUGGCAAAUAUUCAAUAUACUGUUUGUGUAUUUCUUUUCUCAUAUCCUUUAGUUAGAAAAAGCUAAGCAUGUGCAAAAUCAUAAAAAGUUUGCAAUUUUAAUUAAAUGGGAUUUAAUUGCUUUUCCUAAUCUUAUACAGUGCAUCAGGCUUAAUUUUAACAGAAUGAUGAAGAUAAUAAAAAUAUGAAUGUCUUGUUAAACAAAUGUUUGUGAACAUGAGUGAUUAAAAUUAUUUUGCAUGACCAGGGUAAUGGAUGUAAACUAUACCAUUUUUUCUUUUUUCCAAUUGUGUAUAUCUCCAGUUUUUGCAGUUGUAACAAGGUGCGUGAUCUAAAGAAACUGUUGUACACAGAAGCAUUGGAAGCUCAGAAGUUGGACAGGUUAAAAUACAGCUCCAUUUUAAAGAAGGUUUGUCUCUUAGUUUGUGGCUGCCCAAUUAGAUUAUUUUACAGGUCUAAUUUGUUGUAUUUGUCAAGAGAGCAAGCAGCCUUUUUAAUUUUACAACCUAAAAUAAACUCAACAAGUGGAUGGAUAUUUAUGUGAAAUUCAGGAACAAUUUAUCUAUUCUGGAAACAAAUAAAAUGUGUUUAUCUAUA
Molecule: messenger RNA, 8247 nt
Organism: Lepisosteus oculatus (spotted gar)
Lineage: Eukaryota; Metazoa; Chordata; Actinopteri; Semionotiformes; Lepisosteidae
Product: ATP-binding cassette sub-family D member 2
Biological process (GO): peroxisome organization; long-chain fatty acid import into peroxisome; fatty acid beta-oxidation
Cellular component (GO): peroxisomal membrane
Molecular function (GO): ABC-type transporter activity; long-chain fatty acid transmembrane transporter activity; ATP hydrolysis activity
Source: RefSeq, a predicted model, not a curated record